Molecule: messenger RNA, 636 nt
Organism: Olea europaea var. sylvestris
Lineage: Eukaryota; Viridiplantae; Streptophyta; Magnoliopsida; Lamiales; Oleaceae
Exons: 2
Coding region: 1-636 (211 amino acids)
Source: RefSeq, a predicted model, not a curated record
AUGGAUGAAUCCACCCCAGCUAAAAAACUGGACAAAACACAGAGUAAAGCACCUGUUAACCCUUACAAACCUCCCAUACCUUUUCCACAGAGGCUGGAAAAGCAGAAGUUGGAGCAGCAAUGCAAGAAAUUUUUUGAAGUUUUUAAGAAACUCCACAUCAACAUCCCACUCGCUGAUGUAUUAUUCCAGAUGCCUAGCUACUCAAAGUUCCUAAAGGACAUACUAUCAAAUAAACACAAGUUAGGGGAUCACGAAACAGUAAUGCUAACAGAGGAAUGCAGCGUCGGAAUUCAGAAAAAUCUCCCACAAAAAUUAAAAGAUCCAGGGAGUUUUACUGUUCCUUGCACUAUUGGUGAAGUUCAUUUUGAUAAGGUUUUGAAACUUGGCUUGGGAGAGGCUAAGGCGACUACUGUAAUGCUACAGCUAGCUGACAGAUCGUUAACACAUCCAAGGGGAAUAAUUGAAGAUGUGCUUGUCCAGGUGGAAAAAUUUAUAUUCCCUACGGAUUUCCUAAUCUUGGACAUGGAAGAAGACAAAGAUAUUCCAUUGAUACUGGGCAGACCAUUUUUGGCAACAGGAAGAGCCUUGUUCAACGUUCAGAACGGGCAACUGAUAUUGAGAUUGGAAGAAGAGUAG